Nerophis lumbriciformis (worm pipefish) is the source of this 6226-nucleotide messenger RNA. RefSeq names its product 1-phosphatidylinositol 4,5-bisphosphate phosphodiesterase beta-4-like. Gene Ontology annotation, molecular function: calcium ion binding; phosphatidylinositol-4,5-bisphosphate phospholipase C activity. NCBI's taxonomy places the organism in Eukaryota, Metazoa, Chordata, Actinopteri, Syngnathiformes, Syngnathidae. Gene Ontology annotation, biological process: phosphatidylinositol-mediated signaling; lipid catabolic process; release of sequestered calcium ion into cytosol. The record is from RefSeq and is a predicted model, not a curated record.
UCACAUACAUGUUUUUUUCUCGUAUAACUGGUCUCAUAAAUGUAGCAACGUCACAGCCGCGACAUCAAUAAUACUACAGUACUACUACUAAUAAUAAUAAUAAUAGUAGUACCAGAAGAAGAACAUGAUGUACUCCUGAAAGUCACUUCACUUUUACUUUGAUGUAAAGAGACUCACCUCCCAGGCACGAUAAAGGGUGAGUACACAAUUUAUCAAUCUAUAAACUGUGGUUAACUUAUUGUUACACACGUAUGCCAGUUUAUGUUGUCAAGAGGUUCCUUUAAAACACACCUGGUACAGUUAAUAAAUGUUUUAUGGUGGACAGUUUGAUCCUGGAACAGACAAAUUCUGAUUCAUUUCAAUCUGCCAACAUGUCGUAUGUUUUGCAGUUCAGCUGAUGAUCUGUCAGCGCCCUCUGAAUCCAAACAGGAGAUAAGACCAAACCCCCCGGUUGCCCUAACGACCAAUGUGACCAUUCAGAGACGUCCAUGCGCACCGGCAAGCUGGAAGUGAGCAAAUUAAGCAUGGGUGCAGGCAGGCAGCGUUUUAAUAAGAUUGUCCAGGUCAUAUAAACACAGACGCUAAGCCGUCUGUCCGUCUAAGAAGAUGAGGAGGAGGAGGAGGAUGAGGUGUCCUCUCAGUGAACGUUAAUGAGACAGUGCAGAACCACAGAGGACAGCACUGCUUUGAAGGGGGCAACAAGAGGAGCGCUUCCUGGUCGGACGGGCCGCUUAGUCUCCACUGGAGAGCGAGAGCUGCAGGAGCACCACCGGCACUGCACGGAGUAGAGACGCCGAGGAGGAGAUCCCAUCAGCGGGGUACCGCGGAGAGGAGACAAGCAAGGAGAGAGCAGAAGUACUCUGCUCAGCAUCAUUACUUUCUCUUCCCCUCAUCGGUUCAAAGAGGAUUCUCCUUCUCCUGCUGUCAAAUCACGCUGGACGAGACAUGCGCUUAUCCCACUGAGCAUAAUUGAUGCACAACUGAGUGGACAAGUGCUGUCUUUCAUCGUUUCUCCUCCCCUUCCCCUCGUUUUGCUGCUUGUCCCUCGGUUUGUGAGCAGCCAUGACAAAGUCCUACGAGUUCAACUGGCAGAAGCAUGUGCCCGAGUUCAUGCAGGAGGGCGCCUCCUUUGACAGGUUUGACGAGGACCCGUACAUCUUCGAGCCCAACUGUCAGGUGAAGGUGGACGAGUAUGGCUUUUUCAUCUACUGGAAGAGUGAGGGAAAGGAAGGCCAGGUGCUGGAGUGUUCCCUCAUCAACAGUAUUCGUGUCGGCGCUGUCCCAAAGGACCCAAAGAUUUUGUCGUCAUUUGAAGCCACCGGAAAGACAGAGGCCGACCUGGAGGGCUGCAUCAUCUGCAUCUGUAGCGGCGCUGACCUGGUCAACCUUAGCUUCAUGUUCAUGGUGGCAGAGAACCCGGACACAGCCAGGAAAUGGACGGACGGACUGCGGUCGGUGAUUCACAACUUCAAGGCCAACAAUGUGUGUCCAAUGACGUGCCUGAAGAAGCACUGGAUGAAAAUGUGCGUCCUGACCAAUGUUAAUGGCAAGAUUCCUGUGAGAGGGAUUACACGUACAUUUGCAUCAGGGAAGACGGAGAAGGGGAUCUUUCAGGCUCUCAAAGACUUGGGCCUCCCGAGCGGCAAGAAUGACGAGAUUGAACCUUCAGCGUUCACGUUUGACAUUUUCUACGCACUCACACAGAAGAUCUGUCCUCGCACAGACUUAGAGGACCUCUUCAAGAAGAUCAAUGGGAGCAAAAGUGAUUAUUUAACUGUAGACCAGUUAGUCAGCUUUCUGAAUGAAAACCAACGGGACCCCCGAUUAAACGAGAUCUUGUUCCCGUUCUACGACUACAAGAGAGCCAUGCAGAUCAUAGACAAAUAUGAGAGGGAUGAGGAGCUGAAAAAGAAAGGCCACAUGUCCAGCGAUGGCUUCUGCGGGUACCUGAUGUCGGACGAGAACGCUCCGGUUUUCUUGGACCGGUUGGAGCUUUACCAGGACAUGGACCAGCCCCUGGCACACUACUUCAUCAGCUCGUCGCACAACUCCUACCUGACGGGGCGCCAGUUUGGAGGAAAGUCGUCGGUGGAGAUGUAUCGCCAGGCCCUGCUCUCUGGAUGCAGAUGUGUGGAGCUGGACUGCUGGGACGGCAAAGGAGAGGACCAGGAGCCCAUCAUCACUCACGGCAAGGCGAUGUGCACUGACAUCCUGUUCAAGGAUGUCAUCCAAGCCAUCAAAGACACAGCAUUUGUCACAGCAGAGUUUCCGGUUAUUUUAUCUUUUGAAAACCACUGCAGUAAACCACAACAGUACAAGAUGGCCAAGUACUGUGAGGAGAUCUUUGGGGACCUCCUCCUGAAACAACCACUAGAGAACUUCCCGAUUGAAUCCGGGCGCCCCCUCCCCUCACCAAACGACCUCAGACGUAAAAUCCUCAUCAAAAACAAACGCUUGAAACCCGAAGUAGAGCAGAAGCAGCUGGAGGCCUUUAAGAAGCACAUGGAGGCAGGCGAAACCAACACCACCGCAAUCAUUAUGGGAGAGGAGAACGAGGACGACCCAGAGAAUGGAGAAAAGGAGCCCGAAGACAAGGAUGCGGCGUCGGAGGCUCCCAGCAGCCUGUCGGAGGCGGCCAGCGACAAAGAAGCCAACAGUGAUGCUCAGUCCAAUGCUGUGAACUCCAAGAAGGAUGAGGAGCGCAGCAACAGUAUCAAGAAGGUGCUUGAAGAUGACGCAACAGAAGUGUCAGAAGCUACAGAAACCGCCGAUGCCACAGAUAUCUCGGAGGCAUCUGACCCAGACAACAACAACAAGAAGGGUGGCGAGGGCUCCGAGGACAUAGAGGAGGCUCUCAUCGCUCAGUACACGUACGUGGGUGCCACCACCAACAUUCACCCCUUCCUGUCCGCCAUGGUCAACUACGCGCAGCCCGUCAAAUUCCAGAGUUUCGACGUGGCCGAGGAAAAAAACAUCCACCACAACAUGUCCUCUUUCAAUGAGUCGGUGGGGUUGGGCUACCUGAAGACCAACGCCAUUGAAUUUGUGAACUACAACAAGCGUCAGAUGAGCCGUAUCUACCCCAAAGGGGGCCGAGUGGAUUCCAGUAAUUACAUGCCUCAGAUCUUCUGGAACGCAGGCUGCCAGAUGGUCUCGCUCAACUUCCAGACCCCAGAUCUGUCCAUGCAGUUGAACCAGGGCAAGUUUGAAUACAACGGCUCGUGCGGGUAUCUGCUGAAACCUGACUUCAUGCGGCGCUCGGACCGGAUGUUUGACCCUUUUUCUGAGACGCCAGUAGAUGGUGUCAUCGCUGCUACCUGCAGUGUGCAGGUGUUCUCGGGCCAGUUCCUGUCGGACAAGAAGAUCGGCACAUACGUGGAAGUGGACAUGUACGGCCUGCCGACUGACACCAUCCGUAAAGAGUUCCGCACGCGCAUGGUGAUGAACAACGGCCUCAACCCCGCCUACAACGAGGAGCCCUUCGUCUUCAGAAAGGUGAUCCUGCCUGACCUGGCAGUGCUGCGGUUGGCGGUGUACGACGAUAACAACAAGCUAAUAGGCCAGCGCAUCCUACCGCUAGACGGCCUGCAGGCUGGUUACCGUCACAUCUCCCUGAGGAACGAGGGCAACAAGCCCCUCUCCUUGCCCACUAUAUUCUGCCAGAUCAUUCUCAAGACUUACGUGCCCGACGGCUUUGGGGCUAUUGUGGACGCUCUCUCAGACCCAAAGAAGUUUUUGACCAUCGCAGAGAAGAGAGCUGACCAAAUGAAAGCACUCGGCAUUGACACGAACGACAUCGCUGAUGUUCCAAGUGGAAGCUCCAAAAACGACAAGAAGGGAAAGGGCAAAGGAGACACAGUGAAGGCAAGUGUGACGCCUCAGAGCAGCUCAGACAUGGCUCAGACCUCCAACGCCGCCCAGAACAAUACAGCAGAGCCCAAGAAAGAUAACACAUGGGUGCCCAACAUCAGCAUUGAUGACCUCAAGCAAAUGAAGACGUUCCUCAAACUGAUGAAGAAGCAGCAGAAGGAGCUCAGCACUUUGAAGAAGAAACACUCAAAGGAUCAAAACGUCAUGCAGAAGACACACUGUGCGCAGGUAGACAAGAUGGUGUCUGUGCACGACAAGGAGAAGAACACAUUGGAGAAACUGCUUGACAAAGCCAUUAAAAAACGAGGGGAAAACAACUGCCAGGAGCUGAAGAAGGAAACCGAAGACAAAAUCCAAACGCUGGCGACUAAUCACAAAGCCAAGGUAAAGGACAUGACGGCACAGCACACCAAAGAGUGGUCGGCACUGAUCAGCAGUCACAGUGUUGAGGAGCAAGAGAUGAAGGACAAUCACGUUACUCAACAGUGUGAGCAUCUUAAGAAGUUACUGAGCAGCGUUCAGGAGCAGCAAACUGGACAACUCAAAAUCAUCCAUGAGAGGCAGAGCAAAGAGAUGCGAGCCAAUCAGGCAAAGAUGUCCAUGGAGAACAGCAAAGCCAUCAGCCAGGACAAGAGCAUCAAAAACAAGGCAGAGAGAGAGAGGAGAGUGCGAGAGUUGAACAGCAGCAACACUAAGAAGUUCAUGGACGAGAGGAAGAGACUGGCCAUGAAGCACCAGAAGGAAAUGGAGCAGCUGGAGAAAAACCAGAAAGAGCAGGUGGAGAAACUGGACAAGUUCAAUGAGCAGCUUUUGACAUCACAUCAUGCAAACAAACAAAAGCUUGCAGGUAAAGGACAUGCAGCAGAUGUCCAAGUUGGAGGAGGAGAUGGAGCGCAGACCGACCACAGUGGUCUGAGCACUUGACACCUACUUUGACACGCUGUCGUCACACAAACACACCGUAGCUACGCCCCCUUGCCAUGUCUACAACUUCCUGGUAACUCGGCCCCCCCUGCUCAUAAACACACUCACACUCACACAUUUACUGGUUUUGUACCACUGAGCCAUCAUCACAAACACACACGUUUAUAAUGAAACAACACUUUGAACAGGUGUUGGAAUGUAGUCGUCUACUUUGUGAAGGGAGCACUCGUCACCAUUUCUUUAUUCUGUUCACAUAGCUGGAAAGGACAUUAGUGGCGCCCCCUGCGGGUUGUGUUUAGAAUGCAAACUUGUCGUCUAACUUUGAAAUCAAUACACAAACGCUUAAUGAUAGUUGCUUAGACGUUUGCUUGAUUGCGGCCAUGUUUGUAACCUUGCUCAAAGUUGACAGCAUAUUCCCUAAAAACCCUUAAGUUACGGUGUCUGAGAAAUUUCAAGUCAAUCCCACUUCUGGGGUUCAAUAAGAGUGCCACCAUGUGGUGUAUUUGUCAGAAAACUAAUAGCACAGGAAACACAGUAGCGGUGCAAGUUUUGACACAUUUUCAUCCUUUUGAAGUUACAUGAUAGCAAUAUCCUCAUUCUUUCACACACUUGUACGUCUUAUUACAAUAUUUCCACAUGAUGAAAGAUCACGUUGUAUUCAAUUACUUUUUUAAAUCAUCACCUAGCAUGCAGUGUGUUUAUGAAUACAAAAUAAUGUUAAAGAAAUGACAAGAAAGUCAUGUUGAUGGUAAAAGCUACAAAAAUGGCCGCCAAUUUGGUUUUCAUCGCAUUUUAACAAAGUGCUCCCUUAAUAGCUUAGAUGCUUUAUCGGACUCUCCCACUGCCACACACACACACACACACACACACUGCUGCUUUUUAUCAAAACUUAAAUGGGUCACCAUGGCAACUGACGUCAUCAAAACCAAAUGAGUUUUUAUUUUUUUUAAUAGAAAAAGUGCAUUUACUCCACAGCUUUGCAGCUCUUGUCGUCUGUUGUUAGGAUGUUUAUUAAAUUAUUCCUUUUUGUUUUGCCAUCAAAUGCCAAAUUUAAAGGGUUAUUUAUAUGGAGAUAUACAAAUAUAAAUAAGUGAACAUAUAUAUUAUAUACGUAUAUUAGAUAUGAUGUUGUAGUUUUAACCAUUGUUUGUUGGAGGCUUUUCUUUUCUUUUUGCACUUGUUGUCCACCGCUUUGUCUUUCUCGUCGCUCCACAAGCAAGCGACUUUUACUCAAUUCUCCUCAUUUUUGCUUUUUUUCUCCUUUUAACCGUAGCGCUCAAACCAGGCAUACUGUGCAUGUUUUUUUUUUUUGUAUUUCUAUUCUUAUUAUUGUACUGUUCCUGUAACUUCUAGCAAAGAAGAUGCGGUUGUUACCCAGCUCCUUUAAUACUGUUUUAUAGUAUGUAUACCAAUAAAUGAAGGUGGAACAUCU